AUGUUGACAAGUAAAACCACAAUCGACUCCGCCAAGGUUCAACCUUAUGGCAAACAUUAUCAAAAUGGCCUUGAACCAGUUCAAAAGAGCCAAGAAGAUAUCCUUCUGGAACCAUUUCAUUAUUUGUGCUCCAAUCCUGGUAAAGACAUUCGUUCUAAGAUGAUUGAAGCUUUUGAUGCUUGGCUUCAUGUACCCAAGGAUGAUUUGGUUGUCAUUACUCGUGUGAUUGAAAUGCUUCACAGUGCUAGUUUGUUGAUUGAUGAUGUGGAAGAUGAUUCCGUACUUCGUCGUGGUGUUCCUGCUGCUCAUCAUAUUUAUGGUACUCCACAGACAAUUAACUGUGCCAACUAUGUUUACUUUCUUGCUUUAAAAGAAAUCGCUAAACUUGAUAAGCCUAAAAUGAUUACUAUUUAUACUGAUGAGUUGAUCAAUUUACAUAGAGGACAAGGCAUGGAGUUGUUUUGGCGCGAUACAUUAACUUGUCCUACAGAAAAAGAGUUUCUUGAUAUGGUGAAUGAUAGCAAAAUGGUCUCAAUACUGACUUUUUUCUUAGAAACUGGCGGUCUUUUAAGAUUGGCUGUCAAACUGAUGCAAGAAGCAAGUCAAUCUGAGAUUGAUUAUACAAGCCUUGUUAGCAAGAUUGGUAUUCAUUUUCAAGUGCGCGAUGAUUACAUGAACUUGCAAUCAAAAAAUUAUGCUGAUAACAAGGGAUUCUGUGAAGAUUUGACAGAAGGAAAAUUUUCUUUCCCCAUCAUUCACUCUAUCCGUUCUGAUCCAAGCAAUCGCCAACUUUUGAACAUUUUAAAGCAACGCAGUAACUCACUUGAGCUCAAGCAUUUUGCUUUACAACUGUUGGAAAAGACAAACACAUUUGCUUACUGUAUUGAAUUUUUGAGGGUACUGGAAGAGGAAGCAAGAGAAGAAAUUAAAAAGUUAGGCGGUAAUCCUAUGCUAGAAAAAAUUAUGGAUGUCCUGAGUGUCAAGCCAUGA
Gilbertella persicaria is the source of this 990-nucleotide messenger RNA. Its product is annotated as geranylgeranyl pyrophosphate synthase. The transcript is spliced from 8 exons. NCBI's taxonomy places the organism in Eukaryota, Fungi, Mucoromycota, Mucoromycetes, Mucorales, Choanephoraceae. Gene Ontology annotation, biological process: isoprenoid biosynthetic process. Gene Ontology annotation, molecular function: prenyltransferase activity. The coding region runs from base 1 to 990 and encodes 329 amino acids. The record is from RefSeq and is a predicted model, not a curated record.